This is a messenger RNA of Uranotaenia lowii, 5711 nucleotides long. RefSeq lists its product as uncharacterized. The coding region runs from base 1352 to 5089 and encodes 1245 amino acids. The transcript has 2 exons. Gene Ontology annotation, biological process: DNA integration. Gene Ontology annotation, molecular function: nucleic acid binding. The record is from RefSeq and is a predicted model, not a curated record. NCBI's taxonomy places the organism in Eukaryota, Metazoa, Arthropoda, Insecta, Diptera, Culicidae.
ACUGUCAACAAAAAAAAAAUGGCGUGCGCGACUUUACAUUCGUAAGCCCGUAAGUUUCCGGAAAAUCCUCUUGAUUUGGCGGGUUGCCCCUGGCCAAAUUAAGAGGAUUUGAAUGGCAUGAGCACUUAAGAAUAAGCUCAUUAAGGCCCGCACCGCAAACGCAAGGAAUAAAGCUCAUCAAAGUGCAGCAGAUGCCGGAACAAUCUUCACCAACCGGCCGAACAAACACCGGAGCGGCUCCAGUGCCCCAACACCAGGCUCCGUAGAAGCGGCAGCAGCUGUGGUCUGUGAGAAAUUGUAAAUACAACUCGAGAUGGCAUAUGCAGCGAUUUGCCAGAUUUGGUGGUGGUGGCGGCUAAGAAAAAGUUUUCCGGAAACCUUGAAUCCCAAAAAUUACCCGAGUGUGAUCGGUUCCAUAGACCAAGAUCCUGCGUGUCACAAUCAAAUAGCUUGUGGCAGAAGUUCCCUCUGACAUGCAAUUGCUGUGAAAUGCAUUUUUAAGUAUCUACAUAAUCUAAAAUUGGCUGAAAGGAUGAGGCAAAACAAUCGGUUGCACUACGGUGGGCAGAAUCUGAGUUUCUCUAGAAGCCUCUCAAAAUAAAAUGCCGGAAUCGGUCCGCGGGUACUGUAGAGGAUAAGCUGAGGGUAUGAAAAUAAAUCAUAUUUAGAAAAACUUAAUUUGGAGUUAAAAUUAAUGUUGUACCAAAUUCAUCUAAAUAUUCACAUCAGAUUUUAUUCAAGUGCAUUUCUACUGCGUUACGGUAGCAAACCAUAAUGUAUACAUCUUGUUUGCUCUAAUUACUUAGAAAAAGUUCGCUUUUGUUUCACUCGUUACAACGCGUCGGUUCGGAAAUAUGGAAAACUAUCGGCAUCUCUCGUGCGCCUCUCGCGAAUCCACUCGCACUCUACCGGUCGGAUUCGAGUUCGUCGUUCGCUCGUACUCUCUCGGUGUUAGAUGGAGAAAUGAGCGAACUUAACUGUUGUGGGCGUCUUGCUCUACAAAACCCCUCGAUCAUCUACGCCUCUGAGCUCCGGUGUGACAGCUCGGUCUGUCUCCCUUGCGACGCCACAAGAAGCCAACCACAAAGAAGAAGAAUACAAGAGAAGUGUCUUAUACAAUGAGUUGAAUAAAUGUAAGCCUAGAAGUAACACGCGGUUUUAAUUGCUCCGACAAUUCAACUAUAUUUUAACGGUUUUAAUUAGUUAUUUCUUAUGAGUUCGCGUUCUAAUUAUUCGGCCACCGUGCGGGGCGUGAAUUCAUAAAAGUGGCGACUUCGGAAGUGGAAUUUUACUCGAGUUUUUAAGCUAAAACCCUUCGGGUAAAACGUCGACCACGCGGAAACGUAGAAGAAUGAAUUCUUCUCAUGAGGACAUUUCGGACCAAGUUCCGACCGAAAACGGUCAGCAGCAGCCUACAAAUGGUGCCAGGAACCCUCCUCCAUCGUUUCCUCAGCAGCCGUUCAUACGUCCACCAGUUCUCCAGCAAGUUCCUCCAUCUCGUGCCGAUCCGUACAUGCAGUACCUACAGCAGCAGCAGCAAGGUUAUGUUUCGGAGCUGUUAAGGCAGCAGCAGGAGAUGAUGAGGCAACAACAGGAGGCAAUGAAACAGCAGCAACUUGCCUUCAUCCAGCAGCAGGAACAACUCAUGCGGAGCAUGAUGUCGUCCAUUCAGGUCCAAGUUCCUCCGAAUCCUGAAGCGCUACUAGACUCUUUAGCAAACAAUAUAAAAGAGUUCCGGUACGAUUUGGAUGGCCAGAUAACAUUCGCUGCCUGGUAUCGGCGAUACGAGGACUUGUUUGAAAAAGAUGCUAGCAGGCUGGAACCACCAGCUAAAGUUCGCCUGCUAAUGAGAAAAUUGGGAAUCGCGGAACAUGACAGGUAUGUGAGUUUCAUUUUACCGAAAACGCCGAAAGACUUUACGUUUGUGGAAACAGUUGGGAAACUCACUACCUUGUUCGGAUCACCAGAGUCGGUCAUCAGCCGCAGAUACCGCUGCCUGCAGAUUUCCAAACAGUCUUGCGAAGACUAUGUGACGUAUGCCUGCCGACUAAACAAGUUAUGUGUUGAGUUCGAACUGUCUAAGCUAAGCGAAGAACAGUUCAAAUGUUUAGUUUUUGUGUGUGGGCUAAAGUCGGAGAAAGAUGCGGAAAUCAGAACACGUUUGCUGACGAAAAUAGAAGAGCGGAAUGACGUUACUCUAGAACAAAUUUCCGAAGAAUGUCAGCGCCUUCUGAAUCUGCGUCACGAUGCUGCUAUGAUCGAAGCUCCGGCAGCUUCCGUGAAAGUUUUGCGGUCCGGUAAACAACGAGCAAGAACGGUGAACAAAAAUCCAACGAAAUCGUUCCCGAAAAGUGCAUGUUGGCUCUGUGGGGGGAUGCAUUAUGCUCGUGAUUGUGUCCAUAAGAACCAAAAGUGCAAUGAUUGUGGAAAGUGGGGGCACAAACCUGGAUUCUGCCAGAGCGCAGCGAAAAUGCGAAGUGGGAGAUUCGAGCAGCGGAAGGGCAGUGUUGCAGCAAAAGUGGUUACAGUGAACACUUGUAGUGUAAAAGAAAGACGAAAAUAUGUGAAAGUUGAUCUGAACGGAACAGUUGUGCGACUUCAAGUCGACACCGGGUCGGAUAUCAGUAUAAUAUCCAGUGAUACGUGGUGUAAAAUUGGAAAACCCGGACUUUGUUCGUCGACUGUUGUCGCCAAAACCGCAACCGGAAAGCCAUUGGACAUUUGUGGCGAAUUUGAGUGCACAUUAAUGAUUAAUGGCAAAACCUUGCCUGGACUACUACGAGUGACAAGUGAAAACCUCCAUCUAUUGGGAACGGAUAUCAUCGAAGUGUUUGGGUUGUGGUCGGUUCCUUUGGAUACCGUCUGUGGCCAAGUGACCAGCAGUAUAUCGACCGUAGAAGGAUUGAAGAGCGAGUUUCCGUCGGUGUUCACAGAGCAACUGGGACUCUGUAAGAAAGUGCAAGUGAAACUGGAGCUAAAAGCCGGCAAGUCACCUGUGUUCCGGCCGAAGCGGCCAGUGGCGUAUGCGGUACACGAAGCGGUGAACGACGAAUUGGAUCGUCUCGAACGGGAGAAAAUCAUCACACCUGUCGACUUUUCGGAUUGGGCAGCCCCAAUCGUCGUUGUCCGGAAAGCCAAUGGAUCGAUUAGGAUUUGUGGUGACUAUUCAACAGGGUUGAAUGAUUCUUUGCAGCCCCACCAGUACCCUCUCCCGUUGCCCCAAGACAUCUUUGCGAGUCUGGCUAAUUGUACAGUGUUUAGCCAGAUCGAUUUGAGCGAUGCGUUCCUCCAGGUUGAAGUGGAGGAUGGUUCAAAAAGUUUGCUGACGAUAAACACGCAUCGGGGCUUGUACCGCUACAACAGGUUGACACCAGGAGUGAAGGCGGCUCCCGGAGCCUUUCAGCAAAUCGUGGACCAAAUGCUGACUGGUCUCGUGCACACUUCUGGUUACCUUGAUGACGUUGUUGUUGGUGGCAUCAACGACGAAGAUCACAGGAAAAAUUUGCGUGCAGUUUUCCAAAGGUUCGAGGAGUUUGGGUUUACGAUCCGAGCAGAAAAGUGUUCUUUCGGGAAAAGUCAAAUCCGAUACCUGGGUCACCUCCUCGAUCGUCACGGGCUCCGACCAGAUCCAACUAAGAUCGAAACGAUCCUCAAGUUACCUGCUCCUGCUGACGUUAGUGGUGUGAGAUCGUUCCUUGGAGCGCUGAAUUAUUACGGGAAGUUCGUCCCAAAUAUGCGCACUUUGAGAUACCCGAUGGACGAACUACUCAAGGAAGGUGUCGAAUUCCGGUGGACAACCGAUUGCCAACGUUCUUUUGACCGGUUCAAGGAGAUUCUUAGCUCGGAUUUGUUAUUAACUCACUACGAUCCGACGCUUGAGAUUAUUGUAUCCGCUGAUGCAUCGUCCGUAGGUGUCGGUGCAACGAUUAGCCACAAAUUCCCGGAUGGUAAAAUCAAAGUGGUUCAGCACGCUGCUCGUGCUCUCACCAAAGCGGAACAAGGGUACAGUCAGCCGGAUAGAGAGGGGUUAGCUAUCAUUUUCGCCAUAACCAAAUUUCAUAAAAUGGUUUUUGGCCGGAAAUUUCGCUUGCAAACGGAUCAUGCUCCUCUUCUCCGCAUCUUCGGCUCUAAAAAGGGCAUCCCAGUGUACACAGCAAACCGUCUACAGCGUUGGGCUCUCACUUUACUGUUGUACGAUUUUGUGAUCGAGCACGUAUCAACCGAAAAGUUCGGACAUGCAGAUGUCCUAUCGCGGCUCAUUGACCACCACGCAAAGCCGGAUGAAGACUACGUCAUCGCAACCGUCACCUUGGAAACCGAUAUCAGGUCAAUCGUACAUGACGCUACUAAUGCUCUUCCUCUUAGUUUCAAGGUGAUUGAGAAGGACACCCAAUCUGAUCCCGAGCUCCGUAAGGUAUUCCGGUACGUGAAAGACGGUUGGCCACCAGACGCUGGCACUACAGAUCCGGAAAUAAAGCGCUAUUUUUCUCGUCGUGAUUCGUUGACCACCUUCGAUGGGUGUAUUUUAUUCGCCGAGCGCUUGGUCAUUCCGGAAAGACACCGAAACCGUUGUUUGAAGCAGCUACACCUGGGACACCCAGGAAUCCAGCGUAUGAAGGCCAUCGCCAGGAGCUAUGUGUACUGGCCUACGCUGGACGACGAUAUUGCGGCGUACGUUAAGUCUUGCAAGAAUUGUGCAUCAGCAGCAAGAUCACCGGCAUCCUUACCACCGAUUCCGUGGCCUAAGCCUACAGGCCCAUGGAGUCGCGUCCACAUCGACUACGCUGGCCCGAUCGACGGUGACUAUUUCUUGCUAGCCGUUGACGCCUUUUCGAAAUGGCCUGAAGUGAUUCCGACGCGCCGUAUAUCAACGACAGCAACGAUUGGUAUUCUGAGAAACAUUUUCUCACGGUUGGGAAUGCCGCAGAUCCUGGUUAGCGACAACGGGACCCACCCAGGCGACCAAAAGUCGCAUACUAACCUAAACACGGGAUUCCAAAGUUCACAUUUGGUUGCACAAUGGUUUUACGGGACUUUCAAGGAACUCAUAUUACGUAAAAGUCACCCAGAUACUUCCAUCGCCCUCUGAAGGGCUAAAGCAUUAAAAAUAGAACUUCAAUGGACCUUUUAUGCGACAUCUUCUUGAAGGCAAUCAUAGUGUCUGCUAUGCUCUUUCUAACGAACCAUAAAAUCACAUCUGGAACCUUUAGGAGAAUUUCAAGCGAUUUGUCAAAUAUUUCUGACAUUUCUGUAAUUUUUUUCUGAUUGUUUACAUCUGCAGAACAUUCAAUGCAAUUCGAUAAUUUAUAGUUUGUGAUAGCCAAGAGAAAGUGAGUUUCACCACCAGGAGGAAAAAUUGCUUAAGAGCCCUUGGCGAGCAUCAACAACCGACCGGACCUGGACAGGAAACCCUUAAAUCACCAUGGAUAUAAUGAAAACCAGGCAGUUCCACCUGAGCGAGGCAAUUGUUACCCUUCAUCAAUCAUUUUCCCGUCUGCGAAAUAGGAAAUCCUUAUGGUCAAGACCUUAAGCCUCCCAGCCAGCUUUAAUGCGGAUCAUCAUCACCAAAUAUGCCCUCCGAAAUGCCUAGAGAAUCCAAUCAAAGUCAUCAACUUUGACCGGGGAGGUAGUUCCUGUGGCAAGUAUUUUAAUCUGUGUUUGGCUAUGCUGGCGUUUUGGACACAUUCACAUCGUUCCGGAAGGCCGAGCCA